AUGGCUCCUGUGUUAAACGUCGGUAUCGUCGGAACUGGUAUCUUUGCUAGAGAUAGACAUUUACCAUCCUACCAAGAAUAUCCAAACGAUUUCAAAGUUGUUGCUGCGUUCAACAGAACUAAGAGUAAGGCUCAAGAAUUUGCCAAGAUUGCUGGUAUCCCAGAUGAUAAAGUUUAUGAUAACUUAGAUGAAAUCAUGAAUGAUAAAAAUGUUUCUUUUAUCGAUGCUUUAUUGCCAGCUCAAUUCAAUCUUUCUGCUGUCAAGAAAGCUAUCGAGGUUAACAAACCAAUUUUAUUGGAAAAACCUAUUGCUGCCACUAUGGCGCAAGCAAGAGAAAUCGUUCAACUCUCUGACGCUUCGGAUUUACCAAUCGCCAUUGCUGAAAAUUGGUUAUAUUUGACUUGUAUUAAAUUAGCAUUGAAACAAUUAGAAAGAAUUGGUCCAAUCGUUGCAUUUACUCAUAAUUCUACUGGACCAUUCGUAUCUACUAAUAAAUAUUUAGCUACCUCAUGGAGACAAAAUCCAGAACAUAUUGGUGGGUUCCUUUCAGACGGUGGUGUGCAUCAAUUGGCUUUAGUCACUGCUUUACUUGGUGAAUUCGAAUCUGUUUCUGCUUUAACAAAGCAAGUCCGUCCAGAAUCUGGUGCUGAUGAUAUUGUGUUCUCAACUGUUAAAAUGAGAGAUAAUAAUGUUAUCGGUAGUUUCACAUACGGUUCUGCUUUUGGUGCCACUGAAAAAUCUGUCUUUUUAAAGAUUUACGGUAAAAAUGGUACUGUUACUGUAGAAUUAUCUGACAAGACUCAACCACUUGUCAAAGUUAGGAUCGGUGAUUCCAUUGAAAAUGCUGGUAAGGAAGAAAUCUUCCAAGUUGAAAAAGAUGAAUCCUUUGGUGUUAACCCAGAAUUCUUGAAUUUCCACGAAGCUGUCUCCAAGAAUGAUAAAUCCUUAAUCAAAAGUUCUCCAAGAGCAACUUUCCAUCAUUUAGCAUGUGUCGCUGCCUUCUUAGAAUCAUCCGCUAAUAAUGGUAAGAACGUUUCCGUUGAAACAAUCUAA
Molecule: messenger RNA, 1053 nt
Organism: Naumovozyma dairenensis CBS 421
Lineage: Eukaryota; Fungi; Ascomycota; Saccharomycetes; Saccharomycetales; Saccharomycetaceae
Exons: 1
Coding region: 1-1053 (350 amino acids)
Biological process (GO): NADPH regeneration
Cellular component (GO): cytoplasm
Molecular function (GO): oxidoreductase activity; nucleotide binding
Source: RefSeq, a predicted model, not a curated record